GGUUAACGGAGGAUAGGGUUUAGGGUUUGGAGAAAAGUGUUCAGCUUUCGUGAUUUUUUUUUGAAUUAGGGGAAAUUGUGAUAUCUUGUUUGUAUUGCUGUAUCCUUUUUUUCUUGUUAAUUCAAUUCUCUCUGAUUGUUAUUGAGUUGUUGGCUGAUCAAAAACUGUAUGUUAGUGCUCUUUCGUUGUUGGGAGUUAUCUUGCCUAUUGAGAUGCCUUCCUGCUGUUACGUGUUCUCUAGGAUCUUUCGUACCUUCUAGCUUGCGCUUGUUAGGACAUGGGUUCUUUUGAGGCCUGUAAUAAGGUGUUGUUUUUGGAUCUGGUUGCUUAUUUGUCUCAGCAUCUUGGGACUAAUGUAAAGCUUUUAAAAAGGACUGCUUUCAUUUGGAUGGGAAGUCUCUGUGGUUAAACUACAUUAGUGAUAUGGAGGCACAAAUUCAUCUACUUGAGCAGGAAGCAUACACCGCUGUUUUAAGGGCUUUUAAAGCGCAGUCUGAUGCUAUUUCUUGGGACAAAGAAAGUCUGAUAACAGAUUUGCGUAGAGAACUAAGGGUAUCUGAUGACGAACAUCGAGAGCUUCUGAGCAGGGUCAAUAAGGAUGAUACCAUUCAACGGAUAAGAGAUUGGAGACAGGGAGGCGGAAGCCAAGUCCCUUCUAGACAUGCAACUAAUCAGGGUUUUGAUGUUGUUCCUAGUCCAACUUUCUCAGCUUCCCGGAAGAAACAGAAGCCAUUUCAAUCUUAUCCAUCAUUUGGUGCGGCUGGGAAUAGGUCAUUCAAUAGUCGUGUUGUAUCCGGUGGCAUUUCAGCAAAUGAAUCUGCCGAAGCACUUAUCGGAAGAAAAGUGUGGACAAAAUGGCCUGAAGACAACAACUUUUAUGAAGCAAUUAUAACCCAGUACAACGCAGCUGAGGGUCGGCAUGCUUUGGUGUAUGAUAUACACGCAGCAAAUGAGACGUGGGAAUGGGUUGAUCUCAAGGAGAUUCCUCCGGAAGAUAUAAGGUGGGAUGGAGAGGAGAGUGGGGUAGCUUUAAACGCUGGACUUGGAAGUGGAUCAAUCCGUGGCAACAGAAGGAACUACCAAAGCAAUAUUGGUAGAGGGAGAGGACCAAGAAUUCAUCAACCGAGAAGAGAAUUUUUACCAACACAACAGAAUGGUGGUGGUGGUGGUGACCGGAUAACUUCAUCUGAUGAUAUUGAAUUGUUCAACACUGAUUCGCUUGUGAAGGAGGUGGAGAGAGUUUUCGAUACUGCUCAUCCUGAUCCUUUUGAGCUUGACAAGGCCAAGAAAAUGCUCAAGGAACAUGAACAGGCGCUUAUUGCUGCCAUUGCAAGGCUUGCGGAUACUUCUGAUGGUGAGCUCGAUGGAGAUCCACCAGAUUCGCAUGACCAUCCAAUGGCACAGGGAUGAUGGAAAAGCUGUCUGUAAUAUUAAUGGUGUUUGGUUGUCAUCUCUGGAUUUAGAAAUAAACAAUGUUGGUAACCUGACAAAGAAGAUGGGAGAUUAGUCAAGUGUUGUUUCAAAGUGUGAUGAGCAAAAUGUAAGAAAGAAUUGUUAGGAAUGGGGGAUUAAGUAGGAUUGAGGCUGGUGUAUGCACAUGAUUUGUCUGAAGGAAAAAAUGUAACCUGUGAGACUACUAUUGACCCAUGUAAAUUUCCCUGUAGACAUGCCAUAAAAAAUGCACAGAGCUUUUUGUGUUCUAAAAA
This is a messenger RNA of Brassica rapa (field mustard), 1706 nucleotides long. Its product is annotated as protein EMSY-LIKE 1. Gene Ontology annotation, biological process: defense response to fungus. Lineage: Eukaryota; Viridiplantae; Streptophyta; Magnoliopsida; Brassicales; Brassicaceae. The record is from RefSeq and is a predicted model, not a curated record. Gene Ontology annotation, cellular component: nucleus.